Molecule: messenger RNA, 3682 nt
Organism: Dermacentor albipictus
Lineage: Eukaryota; Metazoa; Arthropoda; Arachnida; Ixodida; Ixodidae
Product: nucleolar protein dao-5-like
Source: RefSeq, a predicted model, not a curated record
CUAGUGCAGCCAAAUCGAAGAGACUAGUAGUUUCUACGAGUUCGCAUGAGGCCGCUGGUAACAGCUGUGUGGCUGUGUGCAGGCUCCUGCCUUACGCUGCUUGUUUGUUUGUCUUUUAAUGAACACUGAAACGGACGUAUAGUUAACUCCUCGUGGUAUCGGUAAACCGAGGCUGACGCCCUGUGUCAUGGAACACCUGGCAAAGUUCAUCCAGGUUGGGCCCUCGAAUGCACUGUUCUCACAGAUUCGGUUCAUACAGCCGAACGACGACUGGCUGUCCACACAACGCUUCAAGGCCAUUGAAGUGAAACUGUGCAAUGUCCUGGAGAAGAAACUGCCUGAUGUCGUUUCUCUGAAACCGGGAGCGCUGGAAAGCGUGAACGGCGAUUUGACUCUCGAUGACGUCAAGGUGACCUACAACAUGAAGAAACGAGCCAACCUCCCAAAGUUUGUCAUGGUGGCGCGCAAGGACGAGGCCAAGUGGGAAGCGAGGAAAGCCAAACACGUUGACGAAUCCAUCUGCAAAUUUAAAGAUUACGGUGGGAUGUUCGAAAGGAAAGCUGUGCUCAAGUCGGAAUUGACCGUAAGCAUACGGCGCUUGACGACUAGCGAAUUGGCACAACAGGCCAAGGUUCAAAACAGCCAGACGUCCCAGAACAACAGUCCACGAGGAAUCAGCAGCUAUUUCAAACCUGCCACAGUACCACGGCCAAAGACUCCUGAUGAAAAGGCAGCUUUGAAGAGGCUACUGGAUCGUAGGGAAUCGAAAAAGCGGCAUCUCAGCAGCUCCGACUCCGAAAGCAACAGUGCGAGUGAAAAUUUUGAAGCGCACAAGUCAAAACGUCGGGAAAGAAAGCUCGCCCCACCUACUCGCAGCGACAUUCGAAAGGACCCCAACAAGGCAGAAGGCGACGGCAAAAAAUUUGCUUCACUAUCACAGCCAGUUCCUGAGAAGCGCGUCCCCCUUCAAGAUGCGACCCACCAGGUAGAGGACAGAGUCUCAGCCACCCAGGUUUCCAAGUCAGCGGCGGCGGGCUCUCGAGGUGGCAGCCCAUCUGUCCGGUCAGGCUGGAGCCGCCAUCAUGACCACCGAGCCGAUGUGGCGAGAGAAGUGGCUUCAGUGGUUAUGAGGGAAGUGGCUCUGAGAGAAGUGGCUCCGAGAGAAGUGGCUCCGAGAGAAGUGGCUCCGAGAGAAGUGGCUCCGAGAGAAGUGGCUCCGAGAGAAGUGGCUCCGAAAGAAGUGGCUCCGAGAGAAGUGGCUUCAGCGGCUACGAGGGAAGUGGCUCCAAGAGAAGUGGCUCAGAGAGACUCCGACAAACCGAAGACGUCCUCACAUCGAGGAGAAAAGGAGAAGACGAAGAGCCAUGAUGCAUCAGUAGUGGUGGCGUCCUCCCGCGGCAGCAGCUCCUCUCGCGAGAAAGAGCACAAGACCCGAUCCGAGCACAAGGAGACGCGCGAGCGAAGUGCAGCGUCUCACUCUCAGAAGGCCGAGAAGGAGUCGUCAAAGUCCAGCAGAAGCGGAAAGGAGAAAGAGUCGACACAAGAGAAGAGCAGACAUCACCGGGAUAAGCGGCACUCUCCACCAAAGAAGUCAUCGUCGCACAGAGAGGAGAAGUCCUCGUCAAAGAGGUCUCACGAGCAGAAGGGUCGCGAGCAAAAGCCUAAACAAAGCAAGAUGAAGCAGGCAAACAUAAAACAGCUGCUGACAGACUGCGGCAUCGACGACUCUGACGACUCUGACGGAGGGGUGGCGCAGAAGAAGGAACGUGACGAAACAUCCAGGCGAUCGCCGGACUCCACGCAGCAGGUCGACGUAAGGGUCGUCUCGCACACGUCCAAGAGCAAUGCUUCUAAAAGGGAGAGCCUGGAUGACUUUCGGAGCAAGAAAGAGUCGUCUCAAGCUGCACCUUCAGGUACGAAGAGGCAGAAACAAGCUAAAAACGUGCUUUCCAAGAGCUUGUUCCUUGAAGACGAUGAGAACAGCGAUGAGAGCGAUGACGACAAGCCGAGGCAAGAGACUUCCUGCAAGUCGCCCACGACCGAAGAUGAUGCACCAGCUAUUGACAUGGCGAAACAAGCAGCGCGAAGUUCCCCAGAGAUCAACUCAUACGAGCCAACUCCCGUGGCAAGGCUGGCAACAGAGGCCGAAGAAGAUGAAGAAAGUGUGCCUUCAAAACCAGCUGGCACGACUGCCACCUCGGAUGACGAAGUUUCCAAGUUGACGAGAACACCGCCACAUCGAGAGUCUUACAUGCCUUCCUACCGGCGGACACCGACAAUGCCUGAGGCGUCAUACAAUCCAUCAUCACCGAUAAGACAGGAGGAGAAACGCAAGAAGAGAGACCCGGCAUUCGAGUACAUACCCUCAAGCAUUGGGUCUUCGAGUGCUGCAAAGCCUUCACGCGGUCGUUAUGAGGAGUACGUUCCAGAGGCCGUCAACCGCUCCGCACGGCACCAGCAGUCGACCUUGGAGUACAUCCCAACGUACAUCCCGACGCCCAAACGGGAGACGAAUUCCGCCGUUUCCACAACAACAUACUCUUCUUCCCCUCUGCCAGAGGUGCCUGAAACCAAGAACCAGCCCGCAAACACAUUUGUGCCGUCUUCCAGGGUGGAGCGAGAAAUUCGGAACGCAAGAGACGUGAAAGACCUGGAGGAGAGACACUUACGUUACCUAUUCCAGAAGAGUUUGCCCGAAAUGGAAGGAAUUAUCGCGGGGAAGGUUGAAAGCUGGAGGCGCAGCGAUUACUACAAGGGUGGAAAGGCUAAAAGGAUGCUCACCUACCAGGUGUUCUUCUCGCCGUUCUCUGACAAACAGAUGGGCAUCAUCAUGAACCUCUUCAUGGAGGAGUACAUUCAGAAGGGAGUGAAUGGGGACUACUUGAACCAGGUUCUCAUGCCGGAAUUCUUGAUACGGGUGUUCAUGGCAAACAAGGGAACCAGUCCAGAGGAGAGUGACCGGCUCAUGUCAGAGAUGCCCUUCAUCCACAACAUUCCGCGGCUUUGAGCACACUAGUGAGCAGUAGCGAGUACAGUAGUCAUUGAAUUGAUUGCAAAAAGUCAAGUGGUGGGUUUAGUGACAUCAUUGCUCUUUCAUUCAUUGUAAGGUUGAUUGCCAAAAAAAGAAAUUGUGAUAAUGGAAGCCAAGUUUAAACUGAGUUGAAGAAGCUUCUGAGAGCUGCUUUUCCUCAUCUAAUUUAACCCCUUGGUGACCGGAAGAGCCGGUAGCCUGGCCGAGUUUAAAAGCGCAGACAAUGGUUGUGCAGGAAAAUGGCUGCUGGUGUCACAAUCUGUUGUGGCCUAAAUGCUUAAGUCGCAUUUUAUUUUAAUGUAACUACUACGAGCAACUUUGUGCAUCCUCUUUUUAAAUCACAAUGUGUAUUUAUCUGUAGUAGGAUUGCUUUUACUGGCUAUGUGGGACUACAUAGUUUACAUCUGUGAUAUGCUGCAAACCGCAGAACAGCUUCUACUUUAUGAGUAGGAUGGCAUUUAGUUGAUCUUAAACCAAAGAGCAUGUAUGUUUUUGUAUUUGUUGCAAGAAUCGAUGCAACCGUGUGCCCUGGCCGAGCCUUUUUUGUUUGUGUUGCAGAGUUUAGGACUUGUGUAAUGUUAACGCUUUGUAUGUACACAUAAUUGUUAUGCCAACAUUUUUCAAGCAAUAAAUAUUUCAAGAUAUUAUAAA